AUUAUAACAUUUUACAGUUGAGGACGACCGUUCUAAUUUAUAUAAACCGAAUAAAAUUAUAAUUCAUGAGCUCUAUAAUGACAAAACCUAUCACAAUGACAUAGCACUAGUACAAACCGAAAAGCCGUUCCAAUUCGGUGAUUUGGUGUUCCCGAUAUGUUUACCAUUUUUACAGAGACAACUCGACUACAACAAGAUGUACGUGACCGCUUUGGGUUGGGGAUUGACGUUGUUCACCGGCCCGAAAGCAGACACCCUCCAAAAAGUCACGUUGCAAGUUGUCAAUAACACGUACUGUCAAAAAAGUCACAACGUUGAGGUCCCACCAACAGAAAUUUGUACGUAUAGUAGUGGAAAGGACACGUGUACUUUUGACUCAGGUGGUCCUUUGGCCUGGUUCGAUAGUCACAAUAGAAGAUGGAAAUUAGUGGGUAUACCAUCUAGUGGUAUUGGUUGUGCCACCACUCUACCAUCAAUUAAUACCAGGGUCACUUCGUAUCUGCCCUGGAUUAGGAUCAACAGUAAGGGUGCGUAUCUAGAUUGAUAUUCAUUGACCUUAAUAAUACUUGUAAAAUAAAUUUCAGAUGCAGA
This is a messenger RNA of Aethina tumida (small hive beetle), 591 nucleotides long. RefSeq names its product chymotrypsinogen B-like. The coding region runs from base 197 to 544 and encodes 115 amino acids. Gene Ontology annotation, molecular function: serine-type endopeptidase activity. The transcript is spliced from 2 exons. The record is from RefSeq and is a predicted model, not a curated record. NCBI's taxonomy places the organism in Eukaryota, Metazoa, Arthropoda, Insecta, Coleoptera, Nitidulidae. Gene Ontology annotation, biological process: proteolysis.